This is a messenger RNA of Drosophila erecta, 2710 nucleotides long. RefSeq lists its product as uncharacterized. The record is from RefSeq and is a predicted model, not a curated record. Lineage: Eukaryota; Metazoa; Arthropoda; Insecta; Diptera; Drosophilidae. The coding region runs from base 568 to 2403 and encodes 611 amino acids. The transcript has 5 exons.
CUGGAGAGCCAGCACGAAAAAUCGUGUGCAAAAAAAGCGUAUUGCGUCUUAUUAUCUAUUAUUCUUAUCUCAUCUUAUUAUUCUAGUUUCUUUGCAUCCACCCACCACUCCUCUACCCGCACCAACUACAUAAAUUCGCUGAAUUCGCUGAAUUCGCUGAGUUCGCGGAACUCGACGCGUUUUCCUAUUUUCGUCUUGCGCUGAGUGGCAUUAUUGGCGAUCAUUGGGUCAAGGAGGUGGAUCUGCUGCCCAGGCAGAGCUGGGCGCAAGCAAGGUGCAUCGGAUUAUCGAGCCCCGGAGUGCAGCAAGUGCAAGUGGUUGGCUCAUUCAACGCCUGCCACGGCGCAAUGCGGGCCACCUCAGCCCACAAACCUCAACCAGUUUCAGAUUCAGUUUCGAUUUCAAUACAACAAUUUUACAAUUUGUUACAACCGAGCGGGACUGCGACUCCGACUGCGACUGCGACUGACGGCCAGCUGAGCAGAGCUCGGCGGCAGAGCUGCUGUUUUUGUUACGGCAGCGGCUGGGUUUUUGGCGCAACUCAACCUGGCUCUGGCGCAUGCGUGGAUGAUUAGUGAAGUGCGAGACAUCGCGGCAAUCGGACGUUACAGACGCGUGGAAGAUCGAAUCUUCAGGACCCGGUCCCAGACCCAAGCCCAGACCCACACCGAGACUAGGAUCGCAGCCAGCAUCAAUCGGAGUGACAGUAGCCCAGUAAACGAAAUGGCGCAGCGAGUUCCUCUAACGCUGCUCGGUGUGAUGCUCCUCAACGCGGCCACCUCCUUCGCCUGGAAGCCCAUCGCCGUUAGCGGCGGCAGCGGGAUUAGUGGCGGCACAGCCGCCUACAGCAUCAAGCAAUCGCAUCCGGGGGCGGCGAGCAGCAGCCAUGAAAUAUCCACUAGCUUCUCGCAGUUCGGCGGCGACAAGGAGACCACCGAGGUCGAGGACGAGCUUCUGCUGGGCCGCGCUGCCAUUGUGAACGGCGUCGAUUCCAGUGCAGCGGUGUCCCAUCCAAUCAGCUUUGCAGACCACUUGGAGGACCAGUACGAGUCGUACAGCAUCGAGGACGAGGCCCCCAAGGAGCCGCUGGCGUUCCCGCGCACUCCGCUGUACGGCUCCGAUCGCUGCAGCGUCAAGAAGUUCGCCUUCAACCAGGACGGCGAGGUGGAGUACGGCAAUCCGAUGCCGGAACUGGACCAGUUCACUAUCUGCUUUUGGAUGCGAUUCACCAACCACAGCGGCGACCACGUCCUCUUGACCUACGAGGCUAAAAAGGAACCACGCGAGGUGCAAAUCUGGGUCGCAAAUGCGCAGAAUUCCAGUUUCCUUUCGAUGGCCAUAAAAGGUCAGCAAAUGUACAGAUUGAACUACCCGCUGAAAAUGCGCCAGUGGCAUCACAUGUGCAGCUCGUGGAAUGGCAAGACGGGCGAGUGGCAGGCCUGGCUGAAGGCAGAACGCAUUGGGCGUGGUUUCCACAACUCGUUGGUGGGACAUAAAAUCCCAGCGAACGGCAAGCUGCGUUCCGGCGGCAGUUCGGUCACCGGUGAGGUGAGCCACGGCCUCCACUUCGAGAUGACGCUCGUCCAGGUCUAUCGGGUGGCGCUCAGUGCCGGCAAGGCGCAUCGCGACCACAAGCACCACCAUGUCCAUCAUUUUGACCACGAGGGCCAGGAGGUCUCCAGCACCACUCGUGCCCCACCCUCGAUUAACCGUCCUCAACCUAUGCACACCCUGCUCGCCAGUGGCCAGAUCCCCACUCGGGUGCGCAUCAACUUGGCCAAUCCCCCGCCGACUGCAAGUGGAGCUCCGGCUCCUGGGGCGGCUGGUGUUCCGACCGAUCCCGCCCAGCAGGCCAUCACCAUCAAUACGAAUUUUGUGAACGGACAGAUAAACGCGGGAUCGCGGCUCGUGGCCCAGCAACUCCUGGGUCUCUCGCCGCCGAGCGGAUUGCAACCUGGCGGUGGUGGCAAGCGCUUUCAAAUGCUAAGUAACUCCGCCAACGUGCAGUUCAUCGACGAAACGGAGACCCACAUCCAGUUCAAGCGGGAAGUCGACGCCACCAAGAAGCUGCAGAAGCGCGGUCUGGUGCUGCUGGACGAUGGAUCUGUGGUGGACGACGGCGUUGGGUCCGGAACGGAUGCCAGCUUGAUUUACAACGGUCUCGCCGACUUUGGCGGACAGCAGUUUAAGCAGGAUCUGACGCUCAAGAUGAGCUUGGAGGAGGAGAUCAGCACGCACGACCGAGAGCCCGCCGAGGAGGAGGUAAGGGCCGUGAUGUCCAUCUGUAGCAGCUGCCACACGGAGCCCUUCCAGGGUGCCAUCGUGUUUUCGUGGAAGGAUGUGCGCGAGCACAUGAACAACGCCCUCAAGGGACUCAGCGUGGGUCCAUGUGGUAACUUCUAGUUGUGCCCAAAGUACGGAUAACAUUCUAGUGUCCAAGAACCCAGCUUAAGCUUUCCCAGCCCCACCCCAUUAUUUUCAUAUAUAUUUUUUUUUCCAUAUACGAAUAAGUAUUCGAUUGCUUUGGGCAUCUUGUGUCCCACUUGUCCAUGUGGGAGUCAACGCUUUACUGUGGCCACCCAGUUGGCCAAUCAACAAUCCUUGACUCGCUCAUGGACACCAAUCCAUCCUCCUUCUCUAAACCCUUAAUCCUCACCCUAGCAAUUUCGCGGUGAUAUUGAAUAAAGGACUAUUUAACUGAUACCUUCUA